Xenia sp. Carnegie-2017 is the source of this 1985-nucleotide messenger RNA. RefSeq names its product protein cereblon-like. The record is from RefSeq and is a predicted model, not a curated record. Lineage: Eukaryota; Metazoa; Cnidaria; Anthozoa; Malacalcyonacea; Xeniidae. The transcript has 11 exons. The coding region runs from base 212 to 1567 and encodes 451 amino acids.
UUAUGUUUGAAGCGGGCAAAGUAAAUGUUUUAAAUACCAUAAAAUACGUCAUAUAAAAUCGUCUUACCAUAAAAAUUUGGUGCGAUAAUUUAUAGCUGUAGUCGAAUAGCAAGUUGAGUGGGACAUUUUAUUUCCCUAUAAUUUCAUGUGACGAUUUAAAUAGUCUACUUAUGAAAGAUGUGUUUUUGAUAGUGAAAUAUGGGUAUCAAAAAUGGCUGAUGGUGACGCUGAUGAUAAUUUGGAAUCAAACAGCGAGAGUUCUGCGGAAGAGGAUAUUGAAAUGCUCGUCAACUUGCAAGAUAGUGAAUCCAUGUCUGAUGAAAAUGCAGAAUCUGAUGUUGAAGAAGAAAACAAUGUGGUAGACGAAGAAACAAAAAUAAAAUUUGAUCAAUCACUUCCUUCAUCACAUACUUAUUUAGGAGAGGAGAUGAAUGACGUUUUGGGAAGAACUGUAAUGGAAGAAGAUAAUGUAGUGUCCAUUCCUCUUAUAUCAUUGCCAAAUCUUCUUGUUCCUGGAGAGACACUUCCCUUACAUACAUUUAAUCCGCAGAUCGUUUUAAUGAUGAAAAACAUAGUCGACCAUAAUAAUACUUUUGGCGUUGUUACAGAAGAGCACAGGUUUCCUGUAUAUUCUGAGGACGAUGUGAAACGAAUGACAGGAACAACAUGUGAGGUUUAUUCAAUGCGUGAAGAAUGUAAUGGAGGUUUUACAACGAUAUUCAUUAAGGCUAUGGUGCGCAAGAGGUUUCAAGUUUUAUCAAUAAAAACCCAGCUAGAUGGUGUUCGUCUUGGAACUGUUCGUAUACAACCAGAUAUAGUUCUACCAGCUUAUCCCAAUGCUUUAACACAAUAUGUGGGAUAUAAACGUUCUGUUACAAAUCAUCAUCAAGCGAUAAACAAACUCAAUAGAGUUUCACACAGAAAGAACAUUCCAAGUUCCUCUGCUUGGCCGUCUUGGGUUUAUGAGCUUUAUAAUCCAUAUUUGUUGAUGGCUCGAAUAAAGCAAGAGUUGACAAGUUGGAAAGCGGAUUUAAAUACUGAAAAGUUGCCUGAUGAUGUGACAGAAUUUUCCUAUUGGGUAACCCAUAAUUUACCGCUGGACAACGGAAACCGUCAUCUCUUAUUGAAAAUGAACUCGCCUGUGGAACGUUUAAGAAAGCAACUUGACUUAAUCCAAAAGUAUGGAAUCAUGACCUGUAAUUACUGUAGAAGCAUAAUAGCUGACAAAAAGGAUUUGUUCAGCAUGUCAUCAACCGGUUUAAUGGGGUCUUACGUCAAUCCUGGAGGAAUUGUUCAUGAAACGAUUACAUUCCAUAAAGCUAAAUGCCUGCGACUACGUGGCUCAUCAUCGACUGAACACAGCUGGUUUCCAGGAUAUGCUUGGACGAUUGCAGAAUGCAAGGCAUGUGGAAGUCAUAUGGGCUGGAAAUUUACUGCUGUUAAUAAAAAACUUAUUCCGAGCAAGUUUUGGGGACUUACUCGUGCCUCUCUUUGUCCGUCAUUUAGAAAAGAUGAAGGUGUAAAUCAAUCAAGUUAUCGUAACUACUCUGUUCAUAUUUAUAAUUAACACUUAGUAAUUUUGUGCUAUUUAUUAAAAUAACACGUCAACCCAGUAAGCAUAUGAUAAUAAUAAUUUAGAGAAAUUUAUAUUAUAUUUCAAAAGACGAUUUUUACCAACUUUUAGAGUAAUUAUAGAAUAUCCUACCACAUACUUAAUUGCCUUCAAGCCAUAACCUAGUCUGAUUGUUGUUGGCACUUGGCAGUUUUGUGACAGGGUAUUCUAUUAUUGUGCCCAACUUUUCACAAAGCGUCAUCCGUUUGUGAAAUAAAACAAAAUCUGUUUGUAAGAUCAAAGCAAACAGAUUUAUGAACAUUAAUGUUAAUUUUGUAUGUUGUGUAACAUAGUUAAGCAAGUUUUAUAGUUGGUUCUCCAAUUCAUUUUUGGAAUUAAAUCGUAUUAAAUUAAUGUAUGGACUUGACCAACA